Molecule: messenger RNA, 1083 nt
Organism: Lytechinus variegatus (green sea urchin)
Lineage: Eukaryota; Metazoa; Echinodermata; Echinoidea; Temnopleuroida; Toxopneustidae
Product: nociceptin receptor-like
Exons: 1
Coding region: 1-1023 (340 amino acids)
Biological process (GO): G protein-coupled receptor signaling pathway
Cellular component (GO): membrane
Molecular function (GO): G protein-coupled receptor activity
Source: RefSeq, a predicted model, not a curated record
AUGAACAAGACGAAUGUUUCUGCUAAUUUCGAUUGGGAAUGGAUCCCUCUUACAUGGGAAUGGUGGGUCAUCGUCCAACUCGUGCUUUCCGUCAUCGGCAUCAUCGGAAACAUUCUCGUCAUCAUCGUCGUAAUCAACCGUGGGAAAACUAGAUUCGCAACCGAUGUUCUAAUCGGAAACCUGGCAUUUGCCGACUUCUUGACCUCUUUGUUGAUGAUACCCCGACCCCGGAGUGAUCUGGUACCGGAUAACUGGAAAGGAAUGCUAUACUGCCGGAUCGAGUAUUCGAAUGUUUUCAUGUGGAUAUCUACGGUUGCUUCGGUGUUUAUACUCACGGUUAUAUCCGUGGAGCGGUUAGUUGCUGUCAAGUAUCCGCUGAAAUUCAAGAUGAUUUUUACAGCAAAGCGAUCACGUCGGCUUGUUAGUUUCUCAUGGAUUGGGGCCACCGUAUUAAAUGUGAACACUUUGGCCAUUUCUGCACACGAUAUUGAAAAUCACGUUUGCAAGACCGAAUUGCUAGCUCAUGUAGUGCACAUGACUAUAGGUGUUCUGUUAUUUAUGUUCAAAUACCUAAUGCCAAUCGCUAUCAUGAUUGGCAGCUAUGUUAAGAUAAUCCAAAUACUUCGCUCUGAGGCGCGUAAUUUUCAACCUGAUGGACGCACUGCGUUCCAUCCCGCACGGCAAAUAUCAAAGACAAUGCGCAGGAUGACGCGCACUGUCCUUAUCGUCGUUAUCGUAUUCAUCAUCUGUUGGUCUCCGGAUCAAAUAUGUUUCUUUCUCUUCAAUCUCAAACUUUACCCGACGUACUUGUACUCGGAUAUUUACCGGGUACUCGUCUGCCUCGGAUUCGUCAAUUCUUGUUCAAAUCCACUGAUCUAUUCCGUCAGAAACAAGAAAUUUCGAACAGAAUUAUCACAUUUUCUGUGUAUUUCACCGUCGGAUAGCAAACUCCCCUCACAGGUAAAUCGUUCUGUGGUUAAGUCAGGGGGUAUAAAACUGAUAUCAGGCCAAGUUCCCAAGUAAUGUUUCAUCUAUUUUUGUUCUUUCUAAGAAUACUCAGAAGUUUUAUAUAUAAUAUAGACG